AGUUACUCGACGCUCAGACGGCUACACAAUCGGCUCAUGCAGUAGUGUGAGACUAUUAAAUUUGACGAAUGCUGAAGUACACUACACUCUGGAAUCCACUGCACCCGAAUUAUAUUAUUUCAACCCACGCUAUGCUUGUGUCGAAGCAGAGCAAGAAUCGAGUGUUGAUGUGUAUUUGUUGCCCUUCGACUUUUACCAUCCACCAAACCACAAAAAUGAGAUAAUCGUUCGAAGCAUGAUAGCGGAGAGCGCGGAACAAGAGGAUUUACGUCAAGUGUGGGAACAUGCGAAUGAGGCCAAUAUUAUAAAGCACAAAAUAAAGUGCAUCCCCUGGGUGCAUGGGGAACUGGCUGUAGACCCUAGCCACGAUCUCUUGUUUGAAGGUCCAUUCGAUCUUCCUUUUUCCUCCAAAAUUUGCCUAGCUAACCUUUCAGAAUAUAGGGUACACUUCGAUGCACGAUCCUCAUCAACUUGUUUGUCCGUCUUUCCAUGCGAUGGCACAAUAAAUCCAUGCGAAACGAAGGAUUUGAUUGUCAUUCGAAAGCCAUUUAAGUCAACCGAUACGGCUAAGAACACUGACACAAUCAUAAUACGGGAAGCCAUGUGUCCUGACGGGUACAAGGUGCUGCAUUUCCAGAAAACGACUACGAUCAAAUGUGUUUACAACACUUUAUAUACAACGUCGUUCGACAACAAUGCUGUUCUUCGCCGUUUCUUGAAUAUGAGCUUGGACAUGCUGCGUGCAUUCCAUGAAUUUAUCGGAACUCGUUUUGUAACUUGAAGAAUAUUUGUCCACGUCGAAAAACUGGCCUUCACACUGGACUUCAACAUGAUGCAGAUUCGGGACCGUUUAUUUGAAUGUUACAGGUACUCAAAAUGUCACUUAAUCCAGUCGCAACGGUUUGCUUUUCUACUGAUUUUUUAUAAAAACCAAGGAAUAUAUUGUAAAAGACUGAAAAUCUACCAAAUAAAGCA
Molecule: messenger RNA, 975 nt
Organism: Dicrocoelium dendriticum
Lineage: Eukaryota; Metazoa; Platyhelminthes; Trematoda; Plagiorchiida; Dicrocoeliidae
Source: the annotation of a GenBank genome assembly